AUGCUUGCAAUAUCAGUAUUUCUCCACUCAAGGUGGAUUCUGAGAGCGCUUUUCCUGUGCUUGGCGGUUAACAAUGUAAAUGUGUAUUGCGCCAAGGUUAGCGACCUGACUCCACGAGUUGGUCACAACAAUGCGAUUAUUCCACGUUUUCAUCAUCUGGAGAGGCCUAGUAGCUCCCUGCGAGAUUUGAAGCGAUCUGUCAAGCAUGUACUAGAUAGGUGCGCUGAAACUCCAGUGUCAUCAUCCUUGGGCGCCACUUCGCUGUUGAUAUCUAGUUCAGUUUGGAUUGGUUUAGUGCGGCCCGAGUCUUUGAUGAACUAUGGGUCACGGCGGCCGUUUUUAAAUUGCUGUAUCCCGCUGGCAAGCGCCUUUUUGAUACCCGAACUUAAUGGAAGCGGAGUCCUAAAUUUGCUAUCAUUUUACGUAUUGCUUCGGCAAUCGGAAGACGCAAAUGGUAGUGCCCAUCUUCUUCGGCGCUUAAUAUAUAACCUGCUUACUACCACUGUAGUCUCUGGUGUGUUUGGAAUGCCACCGGAUUUCCACAAGUUCUCACGAGCCUUUACGGUGGCCAAUGCAUUGGAGAAUCCCAACCAUCAUGUGCAAUUUCAAGGUGUAAUAUCAAUGAAGCAGUGGCAUUUGCCGUUGGCAUUGUUGCUCGCCGAUUAUUUGAUGACUCUACGCAUGGACCAGGCAAUAGAGGGAUCAAAAGCUACAAUCGCAGGCGCUGCCACUUAUAUACUCUGUAACAAGAUAUAA
Babesia bigemina is the source of this 756-nucleotide messenger RNA. RefSeq lists its product as hypothetical. Bases 1 to 756 code for a protein of 251 amino acids. The record is from RefSeq and is a predicted model, not a curated record. NCBI's taxonomy places the organism in Eukaryota, Apicomplexa, Aconoidasida, Piroplasmida, Babesiidae. The transcript has 3 exons.